Molecule: messenger RNA, 1569 nt
Organism: Caenorhabditis elegans
Lineage: Eukaryota; Metazoa; Nematoda; Chromadorea; Rhabditida; Rhabditidae
Gene: ZK354.8
Product: Protein-tyrosine phosphatase
Exons: 8
Coding region: 69-1520 (483 amino acids)
Molecular function (GO): protein tyrosine/serine/threonine phosphatase activity; protein tyrosine phosphatase activity; hydrolase activity
Source: RefSeq, marked reviewed
AGUUUAUUGCUGUAUAGUAUUCAGAUACAGUCUGACUCUUCGUAGAAAUCAACCGAAGUCUAAGCAAAAUGCCACCAAAACCGAAAAAAUCUACUGGUGCGAAGAAAAAAGUGAGCAAAUUGAAUAAGCGUCCCAGCAAGAUAAGUGUCGUCAGUGUGAAUGAGCGUAGUAAGAACGAGAGAAGUGUGAUGCAAUCAAUUGAGCAAGAGGAGGCAACCAACAAUGAAAUUGUUCCAACUCCGAAGAAGACCACGGCUCAGAUUGCUCAACAGCCAACGCCGACACUUCCUCAGAUAAUUGCAAAGCAAGAGCCAGAAGUCGCGAUGAAAACGAUGAUGCUGCCACCACCAUCUGAUCCACCACCACCACCACCACCAGUGGCACCUCAUCAACCUCCACCACAACUUGCAACAAGUGCUCAACCGCCGCAGCCACCUGUCAUCAACUCACAACUGCCAAGAAUGUCUCCGGCUCCAGCAAUUCCACCGUCGAUGGCUCAACCACUUCUGCAGUCGCCAUCUCCUGGUGCAGAUAUUGCAAUUAGAAGACCAUCAAAGGAGAAAACAGACGAGAAAUCGGUUGAUGAAACCGGCGGUUCCGAUAAAAAGAAACGGACCGAAGUCAUCUGUAGUUGGAUUCGUCUGGUGUUGCAAAAUGGAGUGGCUGGCCUCAAAAAGGAAUACCGUGACAGUCCAAACGAAGCGCCAGAGGAUAUUGCAACGAGUUUCUUGGGGAAUCCGACACGCAAUCGAUAUCGGAACAUCCCGUGUUGUGACAUCACACGUGUCAAGUUGACUGACGAUCCUCAUUUCUACAUCCACGCAAACUUAGUCAGUUCUGGACCGAAUCCACGACGCUUCAUUUGCACACAAGCACCGUUAAACGGCACAAUUGAAGAGUUUUGGAAGAUGAUCAUUGUGACAGGGAUCGAGUACAUUGUGAUGCUAUGCGAGCUGGUUGAGAAGGGGAAGCCAAAAAGCGCAGAAUACUUUCCAAGCCAAAUUGGACAAACAACAAAGAUCGGGAGACUGUGCACGGUUACCAAGGAAUCCAGGGUAGAUAUCGAUAAAACUCUGGUGAUGUCAACAAUGCGUAUUUCGAAGCCCGGAGACAAUGCAGUUGUCAAAAUUGUGAAGCACAUACACUGGCGCAAUUGGCCUGAUCACGGUGUUCCCGACAAUUUUCUGUCACCGUUCCGUUUGUUGACUGUUGUCAAGAAUUGCACAAAACCAAUAGUUGUACACUGCUCCGCUGGCGUCGGUCGAACUGGCACACUUGCUCUCAUUUUGAUUAUCCUCGAGUCAAUUUGUCUUCCGGAUUUCAUUGGAGUUCCACGCCUUCUGGCAAAACUUCGAGAGGAGCGUUUCAGAGCAGUCCAAACUGAAAUGCAAUAUUUGUACGCUCAUCGAUGCGUCCUGGAAUAUUUGGCACUGAAGAAGUAUGUUCAAUCUCGCGAAGAUUUUGCCAAAUUCGCCAAGGAUUACGAGCAAGCACUUGCAAUGUGCCCAAAAGAAGCUUAGGAAUAUGAUCUUGAUUUGCUUGAAAUAUGGAAUAAAAAAUUCUACUAGA